This is a messenger RNA of Polyodon spathula (Mississippi paddlefish), 1587 nucleotides long. Its product is annotated as ephrin type-A receptor 6-like. The record is from RefSeq and is a predicted model, not a curated record. Gene Ontology annotation, biological process: axon guidance; protein phosphorylation; cell surface receptor protein tyrosine kinase signaling pathway. NCBI's taxonomy places the organism in Eukaryota, Metazoa, Chordata, Actinopteri, Acipenseriformes, Polyodontidae. Gene Ontology annotation, cellular component: neuron projection; membrane. The transcript is spliced from 4 exons. Gene Ontology annotation, molecular function: transmembrane-ephrin receptor activity; ATP binding; protein binding. Bases 481 to 1587 code for a protein of 368 amino acids.
UGGAAUAGGAAACCGCGAAUAUACUGUCAGACAGUGUAGCGUAGGCUUUUGUGAAUGUGUUUAUUUUUUUGUUCUUCUUAUGACAAUUUGAAACACUAGAUUCAAAAAGAGCAACACAAUAUCACACUGUACUGUACCAAUACGGGGAGCUUGCAGUUCGUUGCAGCUCGUAUGGAAGGAAGUUGCACCACGCAAAGGUACACAACUGCUCCUCAAAUGAUACCGUAGAAGGUAACAACGUUUGGAUGAAAUAAAUUAGGGUGGUCAUUUGCAGGUUUUAACUGAAACGCUUUUUUUAAAAGACGUUUUCUAUUGCACAUAAACUACAGAGCGUCCUACUGAUCAGCUACUCUGCUGUCAGUGUGUUCUCGUGGAGAGCUAGUGAGUAGGCGGGGAUGCAACAAUCUGUGUUCUGAUUUCAAAGGGAUUGAGAACAUUUUGAAGGAGAUUUUGGUGGUGUUUUUUUUUUUUUUACUGCUGAUGGCCGGUGGAUUUUUGGGAACCUCUGUGGAUGUUUUAGAAAUGGGGUUUGGAGUUCAAUUCCGUGUGGUCUUCCUGCUUCUCAGGGCUCUCUUUACCACCUCUAGCCACACAAACCAAGUUGUGCUGCUUGAUACCACGUCUGUGCUGGGAGAGCUUGGAUGGAAAACAUACCCAUUAAAUGGGUGGGAUGCCAUCACUGAAAUGGACGAACACAACCGGCCCAUCCACACCUUCCAGGUGUGUCAUGUAAUGGAGCCCAACCAGAACAACUGGCUGCGGUCCAACUGGAUCUCCCGUGAGGCGGCCCAGAAGAUCUACGUGGAGAUGCGGUUCACCUUGCGGGACUGCAACAGUAUCCCCUGGGUCCUGGGCACUUGCAAGGAGACAUUCAACCUCUACUACAUGGAGACCAAUGAGUCUCACGGAAUCAAGUUUAAACCUGCUCAGUACACAAAGAUCGACACUAUCGCGGCCGAUGAGAGCUUCACUCAGAUGGACCUGGGCGACCGCAUCCUCAAGCUCAACACUGAGGUGCGUGAGGUGGGGCCCAUCACUAAGAAAGGGUUCUACCUGGCCUUCCAGGAUAUCGGUGCCUGCAUAGCCCUGGUGUCAGUUCGCGUUUACUACAAAAAGUGCCCUUUCACCUUCCGAAACCUGGCUGUGUUCCCCGAUACCAUUCCCAGGGUAGAUUCCUCCUCGUUGGUGGAAGUACGGGGUGUUUGCGUGAAGAAUGCUGAAGAGAGGGACAUCCCCAAGCUGUACUGUGGGGCAGAUGGAGACUGGCUUGUUCCUCUUGGCCGCUGUGUCUGCAGUAUUGGAUUCGAGGAGGUGGAUGGCUCUUGUCAUGAUCUCUGUGCCCAGAGGAGACUCUGCUGUGUUCUUAUUGGAUCUCUGUGGCCUGGAGAGGGAUCUGCUGUGUUCUUAUUGGAUCUCUGUGCCCUGGAGAAGGAUCUGCUGUGUUCUUAUUGGAUCUCUGUGCUCUGCAGAGGGAUCUGCUGUGUUCUUUUUGGAUCUCUGUGCCCUGUAGAGGGAUCUGCUGCAUCCUUACCAGAUCUCUAUGCCCUGAAGAGGGAUCUGCUGCGUCCUUACCCGAUCUCUGCAUAG